Molecule: messenger RNA, 1753 nt
Organism: Ipomoea triloba (trilobed morning glory)
Lineage: Eukaryota; Viridiplantae; Streptophyta; Magnoliopsida; Solanales; Convolvulaceae
Exons: 4
Coding region: 1023-1337 (104 amino acids)
Source: RefSeq, a predicted model, not a curated record
CUUUUGGAUUUAAUGAAAAUGACUCUAAGCUAUCGUCUUUGGGGUUGGGGCUCGCUGUAAAACAUCUGUGUGGUUUGCAGGUUACGGUCAAAAUCUGCUCCAGAACGGAAGCAAAAUGGAAUUACCGGCGACGGGGAUUUCAUCGGGACGGCAUUAAAAGCAGGUUAACCAAUUGAAAGGUAGGCUCGAGCUUAGGGUUUCCAGUCAAAGAAGAAGCUGAUCAUAUGGUUGUGAUCAUUGAGAUGUAUGUUUAGUUAUCAAACAACCAAGUAAUGGUCCAAAAGGUAAACCAAGGACUUGCGCUGCUAGUUCACUUGAUUGAAACAGGGAGAUGCAAGCCAAAGUAUUGGCAGUAAAAUCCUGAAACAGAAUUAGUAUCUCCACUCGGCCUGGCUUUUCUAGUGAAGGGGAGAGAUAUAGAUGCUUUGUCAUAGUUCAUGAUGAGCAUAUUAAAGAAUUUACACUACCUUGCAAUUGUUGUGGGUCAGUGGUUACUCUUAUGCUGAUUGCUAAUCAUAUCCUUCCAAACAACAUUGUGCCUGUCCUUGUACAGAAGCAUAAUUUUUUAAGGAAAUUAAGCGAGGUACAAGUUUGCCCUAGUAUAUUUGAUCAAUUGGCCACAUGUUUCCAGGUGAUUGGUAGAUGGUUGCUGAGUAGAUAAUUUGCUUCAAUAGGGGUAUGCCAUCUGGGAAAUUUGGGGUUGUCCAUUUUAUACAAUUGCUACAUAGGGGCAUUAGGGGGGACCCAUUCAUCACGUGGAGGUGGCUGCCUAUGGACAAUGCAAUAAGACAAAUAAAUAGUCAUUUACAAAUCUCCUCUAAUCCCCUCUCCACCAAUUAUCAGCAAUCUCCCACGUGGGAGUCCUUACCCCACUCCACCAUUAAGUCUCCUUUCCUACAGUAUAUAGCUACUCCUUUCUCAAUUCAUGAUCUCUUACUACCCAAUACUCUUUCUGAACUUGUCUCCCAUAUUCUAUUGUUUCUUCAACUAAUAUUUGCGACAAUCUGUCAUCUAUAGUUAAUAUGGGGGAUUCAUCUGCUUCAUAUAUACAUAUGGUGCAGCACCUGAUAGAGAAGUGCCUGAUCUUCCACAUGAACAAAGAAGAGUGCAUGGAAGCUCUCUCUAAGCAUGCGAACAUCGAACCAGUCAUAACUGCAACUGUGUGGAACGAGUUAGAGAAAGAGAACCCAGAAUUCUUUGCUGCAUACGCUCAAUCCCAGACGAAAGACAACCGAAUGUCGGAAGCAGAGACGAGCGCAAUGAUCCAGAAAAUGAUUUCAGAUCACGAUGCUAACAAAGAUUCUGACAACGAUCCCUCAAAGGGUUUAGGCAAGUAAUAUAGCAUUCGAAAACGAUCUAACCUUUUGAGUUCUGGUUGGCAGGAAGCUUAUAAACCAUCCUUCACUCCCAGCCAAUCUCAAGGAGAAUAUAUUUACACUGUGGUCCCUCCAUGAGAGUACUGGUGGUCCAUGCAGUUCCUAAUUAACAUAUGCUGUAUCCUAAAGUGGGGAGAUUGCCACUAUGCCCACAAUAGCUCUGAUAUGAUCACAGAAACCUGUGCUGAAAUCUUUGAGAACGACAAGUUACAGAAGCCGGUAGCCUGGUAAGCAUAUGUGGACGCACCGGGAUUCAGGGAAUCGCCAUGUGUUCUUUGCUGUGAAUUAAAAUUUGGCUCCACCACUCUCUUUUAGCUCUGUACAACAUUUUGUAUGGCACUGUUUCUGUUAUAUGUAUUAAUACAAAAAUUCUUGUA